AUGGAAGGAAGAAUUCAUUCUGAUCUAUUCGCUCAAGACCGUUAUAUCCUUGGUGCCGUGCCAAUCAAAAUAAAGCUUGUGAGAUCAAGAAAUCCUUUUUGCAUCGUUUCAUCUGCUGAAAACCCAACUUUCAAAGUGGUUAUUGAAGAAUGUAUGUUUCGUGUACGGCGAGUGAACGUAUCACCUAGUGUCAUGAUGAGUCAUAGUCAGAGUCUACAACACAUUACAGCCAAAUACCCAAUCAACCGUAUCGACUGUAAAGUUGUUUCAGUGCCAAGAGGAAAUAUGUCUGGAAACCAAUCUAAUAUAUUUCAAGGUGCUUUACCAAAUCGUAUUGUGAUUGGAAUGGUCGACGCAGACGCCUUUAACGGUACCUAUACGAAGAAUCCAUUCAAUUUUAAAAAUUACGAUAUUACUAUCAUGGGUCUCACUGUCAACGGAGAGAACUGA
Paramuricea clavata is the source of this 450-nucleotide messenger RNA. The record is from the annotation of a GenBank genome assembly. NCBI's taxonomy places the organism in Eukaryota, Metazoa, Cnidaria, Anthozoa, Malacalcyonacea, Plexauridae.